AGCAUACUGGAUUGGGGUAUUUAUUUGUACUCUGGCCUUUGUUGUUGUUGAGGAAUUUUUGGAGAUGCUUUAGUUUUCUCUGAUUCCCAUCCGGAUCCAUGGCUCUGUCGCGGAGAGUCCUGGUCAGGUCCCGGCGCAGCAUCAAUCUCGCCGGGUGCAUGGCCCGAUGUGACUCUUUGGCUGACGAGAUCAUGUUCGAUUCAUCGAGGAAGAUAGAGGGGGUAUAUUUUAUUUCACUGCUUAUUCCCUUCUGUCCCUCGGUUGGGAACAGUUACGGAAGCUCAGCUAGGUAUGACCUAGAAGUUAUGCGAGAUGGACCGUUUUCUUACUUGCGUCAGGGCAUCGUCUCUGCGAAGGAGGUCUUUUUUGCAUGUUUCCGCUUUGAAACAAUUAGAGGUCGCACAGGUUGGAUAUAUCCCAGAGUUGUCCGUCUCUUGGCCGUCUCUUGGCUAUUUCUCCCCUUUAUUCUGUUUUACCACAGUCUCUUUUAUGUAGCACCGCAUAGUCUCGCUUGUACUGCAGCACUGCACUGCAUUGUGAUCUCGGCCAGUCUCGCCUCUUCUUAUACGACCUCACUUUUCCUCAUACCCUCAGAUUUUAAUCCCCUUUCACAUAUCAUAUCAUGCACCCGCAUCUUUAUUACACGCUCAUGCACUGCACCUCCCACUCACUCCCUCCCACGUAUUGCUGCUACAGUAUUACCACCUGCCUAGGCAUACUGUACGGAGUGGUUGUAUUCCGAUUCCCACUUCCUAACGCAUGUCUAGUGCGGAAAUCUAUUGGAAAUCUCUCUGCUUGCGAUGACGCCGACGCCUGCAAGCUGCUGCUGCUGCUGCUAGGUACUGCUGCAUC
Molecule: messenger RNA, 852 nt
Organism: Trichoderma asperellum CBS 433.97
Lineage: Eukaryota; Fungi; Ascomycota; Sordariomycetes; Hypocreales; Hypocreaceae
Source: RefSeq, a predicted model, not a curated record